This is a messenger RNA of Pangasianodon hypophthalmus (striped catfish), 5932 nucleotides long. RefSeq names its product ciliary neurotrophic factor receptor (gene cntfr). The record is from RefSeq and is a predicted model, not a curated record. Lineage: Eukaryota; Metazoa; Chordata; Actinopteri; Siluriformes; Pangasiidae. Gene Ontology annotation, cellular component: membrane; external side of plasma membrane; signaling receptor complex. The transcript has 9 exons. Gene Ontology annotation, biological process: cytokine-mediated signaling pathway. Bases 311 to 1507 code for a protein of 398 amino acids. Gene Ontology annotation, molecular function: cytokine receptor activity; cytokine binding.
UUGAGCACAGCCUACUUCACAUUUACAGAGUUAGUGUUGUGUUUAUGUGGAUUUGCCUAGGGUUAGGGUUAGGGUUGCCUGACCAGAUGCCUUCCUCAGAUUUAGGAGUAUUGUCUAGCCCUUCAGUUUGUCUGCCUCAUUAAAAAUAAUAAUAAAUAAAUAAAUAAAAAACAAAACAGUAAACCUGCAUUUGUAUCUGAACAUCUGUCUACUACAUACCUCCAAGAGUUCCUAGGUGUUGAAGCUAUGAAGCCACGCUGUCCAACUACGCUCACCAGAGACAAGCGCACAUAAGAAGCAACUGCAACUGAUGGCCAACAUUGUGACGUCGGUGUGCUACGUGGUGCUCGCAGCUGUUGUGGUGGUGUAUGCCCAGCGCCGCGGCCAGCAAGGAGGCAGGAUCCAGUACGCGAGGAUCGGCAGCAAUGUAACGAUGCAGUGUGGCUCUCUGGACAAUGAUGCCUCAGUCACGUGGAAGGUGAAUGGGACAGAUGUGAAGGCCAAGCGGCGGGAGGAAGGGCCACGACUUAUCCUCAUGGAGGUGGACAUGAGUAGCAAUGGCCUGUACAGCUGUUUCCAGAAUCCCGAUGGCCAACGGCGUGACCAGAUCAUACUUCGCAUCGGACUUCCUCCGAGGGAACCGCAGGUGACAUGCCGAUCAAACACGUACCCCAAGGGCUUCUACUGCAGUUGGCACCUCUUGCAUCCCACAUACAUCCCUACGGAAUUUGAAGUCGACGUCCAACACAAACAGAAGUCUCUAGAAGUGAAGAGGGACGACGUCCAUAAGAACAGAUGCCAUGUGAAAUUUCCUGAGCUCUUCUCUAGUUUUCCUUACCAAGUCAAUGUCACGGCGAUCAACGAGCUCGGGAGAGCAUCCACAGCCACCAGCUUCGAGGAGUCAAACAUGGUGAAACCAGAUCCUCCAGAGAAGGUGGUGGCCAGACCCAUUCCCAACAACGCACGCAGGCUUGAGGUGACCUGGAACAGCCCAUCCACAUGGCCGGACAUCGAGUCCUUCCCUCUUAAGUACUUCCUGCGCUACCGUCCCCUGAUCAGAGACCAGUGGCAACAUGUGGAGCUCUCAGACAGCACCUCCCACACCAUCACAGACGCUUACGUGGGGAAGGAGUACAUCAUCCAGCUGGCUGCUAAAGACAUGGAGAUCGGCACUUGGAGCGAUUGGAGCGUGGCUGUACACGCAACGCCCUGGACAGAGGAACCCAAACCCAUCACCUCCACCACGGAGGUAGACUUGCCCAUAGAGACCACUCCAUCUGCUGCCCCACCGUCACCUAGGCCUAGAGUGGGUGGCGCUACAGGAGGAUGCAGUGCCCUCCUCUGCUCAUCCCAUAUCGUCCUGGUGUGUGUCCUGCUGUCCAUGAUGUGUUCCCAUGGAAACAACUGCCGUGUGUUCAUUUUUCUCUUUUGUUCCUGUCUCCACCCCCGUGUUGUCAUUGGCAUAUUACCUGAAUGUGUGCAGAUAUUGUUUUGUAUUAGUUCUUAAUUUGUUUGCCCUUUUAUACUUUGUUGUGUUGGUAAAAUGUUUCGAGGUCCUAUCAGGCUUUUGUGUUUAAGUCUGAGACCUUUUUCCAUGUUCUAGUUUCCUGGUUUCUAAUCUUGUUUUUCUUCAGUUUAUGAUUAUGUAUUACCCUUGUUUUGUGUUGCCUGCCUGUAUAAGUAUUUAUUGACAAAAACCGUUGGGUUUAUUUGAGUAAAAUUGCUAUUGCUUUUCAUAAAUUAGAUCUAGAUUUAAAAAAAAAAUAAUAACAAAACAAGUCAAAUCCAUCCAUAUUUGAUAAAAACACAAUAGUUUUUGUUUAAUUUUAGUCAUUUGGUUACUGUUAGAUUUAGUCUAGACUUAAUUGCUGAAAACAAUAGCAAUUUUAGUCAGCUAAAACCAAACAGUUUUUAGUCAAUAAAUACUUAUUACACACAGACAGGGUUUGGAUGCAAGUGGAGGGUUUUAUUGAAUGAAAAGGCCAAGCCAAAAUCAAAGUCAAUAGACAGGCAAUGUAUCGGGCAGUUAUCAGACAGAUUUAACUAGGCUAGGCUAGGCAGAACUCAAUAAACAAAACAGACAGGGUCAAUACUAGGAAAGUGUGUACACAAACAAAAGGCUCAGUAACAUCACAAGUGAAAUGCUAGCCGAGACACUUUGCAAAGUUUCAGGGAAAGUCCGAAUUAUUUAUGUUGAGUGUUCUGAUUGGGAACCUGUGGUUGUGAUUAGAAGUCUGGGGAACUGUAACAAGUUGAGUUUGGAGUUUGGUGUUUGGCUAAGGAUUCUAGAAAAUGGAGUUUGCUUUGGUACAUGGAGCAGGCAUGACAAUACUAAAGUGUUAGUGUUUUGGUGGGGUUUUGCCUCAAAUUUCCCAAAUAUGUUAUUAUAAUUUUCCAAAACUGAAAUGCAUGAAUUUCAAGUAUUUUAAUUUCCUCUUAUGGAAUGCUAGAGUCAGCUCCGCUUGCUUAUUAGAAAUAAACCUAAAUCUAUAUCUGUAGAUGUGUAAAGCUGCUUUGUGACAAUGUCCAUUGUUAAAAGCACUAUAUAAAUAAAAUUGAAUUGAAUUUACUAGUAUUCUUCCUAAAGCCUUUAUCUUUUUUGAUAUCACUGGCUAAAUGAAAUAAUACAACAUAAACAAAACUAUUUAAAAAAGCAUUAUUAAAUAAGAUUCCAACCUACCCACCCUAUUCCAAACAGAAAAAAAGGAAAUAUGAUGUCUAUAUCUAAAACCAGGUAUAGCUGGAACAGGCAUAUUAAUAUUAAAGCAAUGAAAACAGCAAAAUAUUUAGACAAGGUGUCUCCAAGACCAGGGUUGGGAACCGCUGUACUCAAUAAAAUCCCGCCUUAUCAUAUGUCUUUUUUUUUUUUUUUUUUUUUUUGCGUUGUAGAAACUCAUUUCCUUUAGCAAUACUGCAACCUGUAAUUGAGGCAGACUUUUCAGUCCUGCUCUUAAAUUUAAACAUGUUCCAGGAUGUUUUUUUUCCUGAUGAGACUACGUGAUUGCAUGUUAAAUUAUUCACUGAAUCAUAAAUGAAAUGCUUAAAACUGUCUGCAAUUAUGUUAAGUGUCAUGUUUCCUGCUGCAUACAGAGGAACUGAUCUGCUUGUACAAACUCCUCAGAUGAAAUGUGUGAGUCAGAGAAGCUCAAGACUCUGAUAUAAGAUAUAAUAUAUACACAAGGUCUGCCAAAUUUGUGCAAUUAAAGAGUGACUAGUGCAACAUGUACAACCAAACUGUGAACUGUGAAAAGUAUAGUCACAACCAGUGUUGGAGAAGUUACUUGUACUUGCAGUUGUAACUCAGUCUACAAGCUACUCCUGAUUUAAAAUAGUUAAACUACAGCCAAACUACUCUUUUGAUAAAGUAGCUAGCUACACUACAAUCUACUAAGAAAAGGUCGCUAAAUAUGUUGCAGUUACUUUAUCACGCUGAGGAAAAGCAACUGUGGCAUUUUCAUUUUACUGUGCAAUACUUUAUUGCACAAAAUAUAAUUGCACAUGCUUUGUACAGGGUAUGGAUAGUAAAAAAGAUUUUGCUUAUGGAUUUGUGAACCACUCUUAGUCAGAAGUAGUUAGCAUUUCUUUACUAUAAAACAUUUAUACAGACAGGGCUCACUCCACGAAUCUUGGUUCUGUUCAUUUCUGGAAAUAUGUUGCUACCUAAUUAAUACUCUUAUGUUCAUCAGAAGUGAAAUCCAUCCUCUGUAGCUUUGUAGCUGUAUUUAUCCUCUGUAGCUGUAUUUCUCCUGUUAUACUCUAGACAGGUCCAUGCUUGCCUGAGGUGCAUACACCUACAUGCAUCCUACACUCAUUAGAAAUAACAGUUUGCACAUUAUGAUUUACUUGAUUUAAAAAAAAAUAACAAACUGGAUAUGUGAAAAGAGAAAAGGCAGUGGAGCAUUUUUUCAUGCUUCAACCCUUGUUGAAAAAAAAAGUCGCUAGUUACUGGAAAACCUAUACUGUAAAAUGCUAAAAUGUAGUAGUAUUUAUGUAGCUGUAGUUAUUGACUUCCCAACACAGCUCACAACAUUACACUACUACUUGUUGGGAAAAGAGUAGCUCCUUACUGGAAACCCAUAUUAUUUUUUAAAUACGUACCUCAGCUACUGCCACACUGCUAAAAUGUAUAAGCUAGUAGUGUUGCUACUAGUAGUUAGCUACUCCCUAACACUGCUCACAACAUUACACCACUAUUUGGUGAAAAAAAGGAGCUAGUUACUGGAAAAGCUAUAUUCCUUUCAAAGUAACUUAGCUACUGCUGAAAGUAACUUAGCUACUGAAAUGUAGUAGUAUUUAUGUAGCUGUAGUUAUUGACUUCCCAACACUGCUCACAACAUUACACCACUACUUGUUGGGUAAAAAGUAGCUCGUUACUGGAAAAUCUAUAUUAUUUUUAAAAUACGUACCUCAGGUAAAAAAAAAAAAAAGGUACCUAGUUACUGGAAAUGCUAUAUUUUUAUGAAAAUAUCUUAGCUGCGACACAGCUAAAAAAUUAUUUAUGCUAAUAGCAUCAAUAUUUGUAGCUAGCUACUCCCUAAUAGGGUUGUCACAAUACCAAGUAAUAUGACGAUACCAUGCAAUAUUGUGUUAAUUCAUAAUUCAAAUCUACAAAAUGAACCAAAAAUGAAAUACAUAGUUAUAAAUGAAAACAGACAAACCAGAUUUUCCUCUGAAUACUUUAUUAAUGAGAAUGAAUAACUGGUUAUCUGAAAAACUCAAGAACAAUCAUACAGUUAGCAAUCAACUAAUUCAGUGUGCCACAUAUUUCAUCUAUUGUUCCCUAGAAAUCAUUCAAAUGGAAAUUAUCCUCAGAGUGCUAAGAAUGAACACAACAUUAGGAAUAAAUAACUGAAUUUGGAAAUAAACUCCAAAAAAAAGCUUGCUUACUAGCAAACACGGCUAAUUUUAUUAUUUACACACAGCGGUUUAGCAUAACGUUAGCUCACUUACUAGCAAACAUGGCUAAUUUUAUUAUUUACACACAGCAGUUAGCGUAACAUUAGCUCGCUUACUAGCAAACAUGGCUAAUUUUAUUAUUUACACACAGCAGUUAGCAUAACAUUAGCUCGCUUACUAGCAAACAUGGCUAAUUUUAUUAUUUACACACAGUGGUUAGCGUAAUGUUAGCUCACUUACUAUUAAACAGGAAAUCUUUAAAGAUUAAGGUAAAGAAAUUAGGUUAAAUGAAGUUUCACCAACCUUUGUGUAUUCUGCAAAAGCAGUGUGUCAUUUUAGCGAAAAUAGUAGUAACUGCAGCACAUACAACAUUACUUACAUUACUUACCGUAAUGAUGAUACUACUGUUUAAAAAAUACAGUGGCAUCGGCGGUAUUUUGAAGCUUUAGUAUCGCAAUACUACCGUAAUAUCGGUAUACCGUGCAACCCUACUCCCUAACACUCUUACUUAAUUUUGUGAAUGUCUUGUUCUCAGUGACAGCAGGGACAUAAAAUGAAUACGCAUACACACAGGACCAUGUACAAUCAUUGAACAACAGAUCUUGCUUCUUAUUUUCUUCAGUCAAGUAUUUCAAGUCUAUAAUAAUGCCAUGGUGCUUGCGAAUAGCGAGCAUGGUAAUCAGAAAAGCUGCGCUUAGUUUUUGCCAUCUCUUUCAUUAAAAACAAGGAACAUGUACGGUUUUGUCAUUUGUAUGACUGUGUAAUGUGUACUUUAAAUUAGAAAUAUCAGUGAAAUUAAAACUCCCAUCGGACCACAAAACUAGGAAGUGUUUCACAAUUUACAGAAUGGGCUAGAAAGAAAUCAGCCUCAGCCUCUACUUCAUAACCAUCCUACUGAAAGGUAAAAUAAUAAUAAUAAUAAUAAUAAUAAUAAUAAUAAUAACUACUUCAAAAGUUAAUGAUGUACAUGACAAAAAUCUUGAAAGAGAAGCUCAUUUAUACAUGCUUGUUGUCGAUUUUAACCUGACACUCUCUU